This is a messenger RNA of Dermochelys coriacea (leatherback sea turtle), 908 nucleotides long. RefSeq names its product mitochondrial inner membrane protein MPV17 (gene MPV17). The record is from RefSeq and is a predicted model, not a curated record. Bases 101 to 634 code for a protein of 177 amino acids. Gene Ontology annotation, cellular component: membrane; cytoplasm. Lineage: Eukaryota; Metazoa; Chordata; Testudines; Dermochelyidae. The transcript is spliced from 8 exons.
CCCGAGGAACCGGAAGUGUGUGUGGGACGUCACUUCCCGCUGCACCAAUAGGCUGCGGAGGGGCGGGCUGGAGGCGGUGGCACAGCUGGCUGCAGGCAGGAUGGCAGCGCUGUGGAGGUUGUACCAGCGGCUCAUGGCCCAGCAUCCCUGGAAGGUGCAGAUCCUCACAGCUGGGUCCCUGGUGGGAGUCGGUGACGUGAUCUCUCAGCAGCUGGUGGAGAGAAGGGGCCUGAGUGGGCACAGCAGCUGCAGGACGCUGAAGAUGAUGGCCAUUGGUUUCUGCUUUGUGGGCCCUGUGGUGGGAGGCUGGUACCAGCUCCUGGACCGACUUAUCCCGGGAAACACCAGGAUGGUGGCGUUGAAGAAGAUGGUGCUGGAUCAGGGGGGGUUUGCACCUUGCUUCCUGGGCUGUUUCUUGGCCAUUGCUGGGGCACUCAACGGCCUGUCCACCGAAGAGAGCUGGGCCAAGAUCCGACGGGAUUACCCGGAUGCCCUGCUCACCAACUAUUACCUCUGGCCAGCAGUGCAGAUUGUCAACUUCUACUUCAUCCCCCUGAACCACAGGCUGGCUGUCGUGCAGGUGGUGGCUGUCGUCUGGAAUUCCUAUCUGUCCUGGAAGGCGAACCAGCUGUGAGGCUAUUGGGCUAGCGCCCAUCCCACCCCCCCGACCCAGCCCAGUCUCCCCGAGCCCUCCACCCAACCUGCUCCCCCUGCGCCACACCCUCCACUGCGACUGCCAUAGCGAAUGGCCGUGGGGCUGGCCCCAUUCUCCCUACUCAGCCGCAGGGUCUCCCCCAUGUUACACCCUCCACUGCGACAGCCAUAGCAAAUGGCCGUGGGGCCGGCCUCCCACCCCGUUCCCCCCACCCAGCCGCAGGGCCCCCCCAUGCUGCCCCCUCCUCUGCAAC